AAACCAUUUCUUCACAGAUUGCAGACUGAAGACCAUUUGUAGUUGAUUUAUUCCUAGAACUCAUGGAGGCUAUCAAGGGUUCUAGACUUAUUGCAAUAUCAGCAACUCUUUUAGUCAUUUCAGCAAUAUUAAUUAAAGGGCAGAUUAGGACACCAUGUACAACAUCAAUGAUCAAUAGCUUUACCCCAUGUUUUAAUUUCAUUACUGGAAGUAGCAAUAAUGGUUCAUCACCAACAUCUGACUGUUGCAGUUCCUUGCAGUCACUCACCAGCACGAGUGUGGAUUGUGCUUGUCUCGUACUAACCGCCAAUGUGCCUGUACUCCCUAUAAACCGAACUCUAGCACUUUCUCUUCCACAAGCAUGUAACAUGGCCGUGCCCGUACAAUGCAAAGCCUCCAGUGCACCCCUACCAGCUCCGGGUACUGUCUCACUUGGACCAAGUCCCUCACCUAUAGCUGCUUCUCCUUUGAGUCCACGAGGUCCUAUUUCACAUGUACCAAGUCCCUCACCUAUAGCUGCAUCUACUUUGAGUCCACGAGGUCCUAUCUCACAUGUACCAAGUUCCUCACCUAUAGCUGCUUCUCCUUUGAGUCCACGAGCUUCUAAGGCAGUGGCACUAGCUCCAGCACCACAAUCUGACACAACUCUGCAAUUGACACCAGCAUCUCCACCAGUGGAAACAAAAGCACCCACAACAAAUCCGGGAAUUCGACCUGUGCUGACCCCACCAGCAUCUGCUUCAUCUUAUGUUUCUCCAGCACCUAUCCUAGCACUACUUGUUGGAAUUAUGGUGUUUUGAGUACUGCUAAGUUCUAUCUCAAAAAAAAAAGAAAAAGAAAAAUGGUACUACUAAAGUUGCUUCCUAUUUUGUUUUUGUAGUCCUUCCUUCAAUAAAUAUUUGACUCUGUUUCUCAGGGUUGAGAAUAUACUUGUUUUAGAUUUGUUUGGAGCUCCAUGAGGGCCAUUGUAUGUCAAGUAUCUUUGGUUGUUUGAUGCAA
Quercus lobata is the source of this 999-nucleotide messenger RNA. Its product is annotated as non-specific lipid transfer protein-like 1. NCBI's taxonomy places the organism in Eukaryota, Viridiplantae, Streptophyta, Magnoliopsida, Fagales, Fagaceae. The record is from RefSeq and is a predicted model, not a curated record. Bases 63 to 800 code for a protein of 245 amino acids. The transcript has 6 exons.